GUGCGCCGUGGUGUGAGCUCGGGUCCUUACGGUAACGUCCGGCUCCCUGGAUUGUUUUGUCCCUCGCGCUGCUCCGGGGUUUGAGAGAGCACGGAGAGAUGAGAUGAGCUGAGCCUCCUCCACACUAUCUACCUACCUAAACCUGCUCAGUCACUGUUAUAACGACUAACCUCACUCUCUGAAGCAAACUCUGGACACCUCUCCGCCUCCUGCUGUAAACUUUUGGGGACCCGCAAGGCAUUUGGACGAGUGUAGUAGUGCCAGCAGCAGCAGCAUCAUCUUCUCUAAUUGGGGUUAGGAGCAAACUCCACAUAAUCUGUAUUCAGUGUGUGCACCAUGGCGACUAAACCUCACCCUCCUCUGAUGAAGAAGCACAGCCAGACGGACCUGAUAAGCCGCCUGAAGAGCCGGAAAAUCCUCGGAGUUGGCGGCGAGGACGAUGAUGGCGAAGUGCACCGCUCAAAGAUCAGUCAGAUGCUCGGAAACGAGAUGAAGUUUACGGUGCGAGAGCCCGUCGGGCUGAGGGGGUGGAUUCUCAUCUCUGCAGUGGGUUUCACAGUUAUGGCCGUGAUGGCCCUGGUGUUUCCCAACCAGCUAUUUGAGGUUGUUUUCGAGGAGGAGCUCUCCACGACUAGCAUCUCCAUUCGCCUUUAUGGAGGAGCGCUGCUUAGCCUGGCCCUCAUCAUGUGGAACGGUCUCUACACAGCAGAGAAGGGUGUCCUCCAGUGGACUCUGCUCAGUGAAGCCUGCUACUUUGCUGUCCAGUUUCUUGUGACAUCCUUCACCUUACUGGAGAUUGGCAUCCUACCCUAUGGUGCCGUGCUGCUGCUCCUCAGUCGGGUGCUCUUCCUGGUGGUCACCAUGGCUUUCUACUACCACCUGGGCCGUAGGGCGAAGAAGAUCUGAGCUGACUACUGGUUGACACUUCCAGGGAUGGGGACAGCUGAGCACAAAUCACAAACAAGGGGUCAGAAGGUUUGGAAUAAUAUUUGAUUGGGGCUUGGAGCAUUACUGCCCCCUUCCAUGGGACCUAGCCUAUUGUAACCCCCCAGUAUUCAACAGAUGAGCACAGCCUCACAUUCCAGACUCUACAACCAGGACGAGACACCUCAUAGUGAGAGUGAAUCACUCUUUCACUGGGCUGUGAGGUCAAGCCCCUCGACACACAUUCCUCCCUUGUGCAGUUCUGUUAUAAAGAAGGAGCUAGCAGUUUGUAGUGCGUUGCGUCACCUAGUUAUAGGAUUUAAUUUGUACAGUACAUCUGACUGUGUUGUUCAUGUACAGGCCACAUGAUUUCCAGAUUCAGUAUUUUGUGUUAUCUAAAGUUGCAUCUUGACACCACUUCUUAAUCACACUCAAGGAUCUCUAAUAUGCAUCCUUUUUGACGCCGUUGAUGUUAACUCAUACUGUAUGUAUGCUAAAGUGAAGCCUGAGUAUCUGUGCUCUUGCAUGCUUCUCUGACAACUCUUUAUCGAAUGGGGAAAAGCAUUAACUGUGCUCAAGAUUCAGGUGCAGUCAGAUGAGCUAAAUGCUGGAUGAGUGACAAUGAACCUUUUCUUAUACAGCUGACAGCUGUCUUAGUCUGCACACUGAGGGAAACUCCUAAAGAUCAGUUUUUACUCUCAAUCAGAUUUAGACUACCCAAAAACAAAUGCUGAAUUUAACAUUUUUCAGGGACAAAGUGAUUUUUGUUUUUUUAUUCCUUGAGGUAUCAGUCAAGAAGUUCUACCAAAGUGAAUAGGAGUUGUUUUGUACAGAAUAUUUACACUGCUGAGAUUAAUAGUAAAUAAUAUGUAAUGUUGAGAAAUGUACAUGUGACCUGACUCGUAGAAGAGAAGCAGUGUUGUAGUGUGUGCGCUGGUAGGCAGGGCUUUAGCCUGAGUGAUCUUACAGACAAGUAUUUUAACAUCCUGACCUUUACUGUAAAGCUAGCGUCACAAGCCCAGCACGCAGAGCAAACCAACCUGAGCUGGUUCCUCUUCAGUGAUGUAGCACAGUUUUUUACAGACACCUUAUCUUUAGCCUUAAAACUACUUAAAAAGAACGGUCAUCAACACUGCAUCCUACUUCUUGUACAUAUGUAUAUAAAAGUAUUUACUAUUACGUGGUGUUCUUGUGAACCGAACAGGGAACGUGUUCAGUAUUAGUUAAAUGACUUUCAAAGAUCAA
Messenger RNA from Sebastes umbrosus (honeycomb rockfish), 2169 nucleotides. It is a transcript of the gene tp53i11b, whose product is annotated as tumor protein p53 inducible protein 11b. Lineage: Eukaryota; Metazoa; Chordata; Actinopteri; Perciformes; Sebastidae. Bases 337 to 906 code for a protein of 189 amino acids. The record is from RefSeq and is a predicted model, not a curated record. The transcript has 8 exons.